Pungitius pungitius (ninespine stickleback) is the source of this 1433-nucleotide messenger RNA. RefSeq lists its product as uncharacterized. NCBI's taxonomy places the organism in Eukaryota, Metazoa, Chordata, Actinopteri, Perciformes, Gasterosteidae. Gene Ontology annotation, molecular function: DNA-binding transcription factor activity; RNA polymerase II cis-regulatory region sequence-specific DNA binding. The transcript has 4 exons. Gene Ontology annotation, biological process: regulation of transcription by RNA polymerase II. The record is from RefSeq and is a predicted model, not a curated record. The coding region runs from base 85 to 1374 and encodes 429 amino acids.
CACCCGGAAAGCGAGUCGCCUCGAAGCCGCGCACAGGUGACCGUAAUUUCAUUCGUAUUUUCGGAGCACGCAGCGGGAGUCCGCAUGGAGAACAGCGGCUUCCAGAGCCAGUUGCUGGCCGUCGUGGAGGUCCUGGCCAAGGCGGCCGUGGCGGAGAUCAACCGCAGCGUGGAGGACAGCUGCGCGGUGCUGCGGCUCGAGGUGAGCCAGGGCCGGCGGGACAUCGACCUGCUGAAGAGGAAGUGCGAGGGGAUGGAGGCAGAGCUGAGGAGGACCCGGAUGAGGGCCAGGAGGAAAGCGUUUUAUCCUCCUGCAGCAGAGAGAUUCUCCCCUUUGGUCAAAGUGGUGCUCAACAAAGAGAGCCAGAGCACGGGAGGGGGCGCUGAGGCUCAGCAUCAACACCAGCAGUGUGCCGACGUGGAGCCCGUUACUGAAGCUCAACGCUUACUGAUCAAAGAGGAGCGUGAAGAAGAAGAAGAGGAGGACGAAGAAGAAGAAGAAGAGGAGGACGACUCGCGGGACAAACUGAUCUCUGGAGCCGAGCAGCAGCAGCAGCACGGCGCCGCGGAAGCCGAAGACUUCGGGCCUUUGGUUUGCCCGUCUGACCCCUACCACGCUUUCCCCUGGCCGCCGCUGGACGCGCACCCCGGCCAGCCGGAGCUCGCGGUGAAGCGCGAGGGGCCCGACCACGGCGAGGCGCCUCUGGACCCGGCCCCCGGGUUCCUGACGGAGGAGGCCGACCGGCCGCCGUGGUUGUCCGAUCAGUCCGGGGGCGCCGUGGACUCGGGCGCCUUCUCCUGCGGCGAGCACCGCUUCGAGCCGAUCCCCUUCGCCUUCCCCCCUCCGCCGACUCUCUCGGCGGGGAAGUCUCACUCGGCCUCGAUGAGCGCGGCGCGCGCGAAAAGGCGAGCCAGGGCGCUGGGGUUCAAGAGGUCACAGCCGGACGGAGGACACGGCGCGUUCUCUCGGGUCAACGCCGCGGCUCAAUGCUCGGCGCCUCAACAAUCGACUCUGCAGUGCGAGGACGCGCCGCCGGCCUCCUCCUCCUCCUCCUCCUUCUUCUGCGGACACAGCCGCGCCGGCUUCGGCCUCGCGAGGAGGAUGUGGCGGUCGGGCCUCGGCGAGAAGCGCUUCAGCUGCACGUACUGCGACAAGCGCUUCGUGAGGUUCAGUCAGCUCAAGGAGCACCUGAGGAGCCACACGGGGGAGAAACCCUUCAGCUGCCUGCAGUGCGGCCGCAGCUUCACCAAGCAGUGCAACCUCAUCCGGCACGCGGUGGUCCACAGCGGGGAGAAACCCUACGAGUGCGCGCUGUGCGGGAAGUGCUUCACGCAGCGCUCCAGCCUCAAGUCGCACCAGAAGACGGCGCACUGAGCUCGCGGGUUUGUUUGUCAUAUUUAAUGGUUUUCUUUUAAAAAAAAAAGCAUAACAAC